This is a messenger RNA of Scleropages formosus (Asian bonytongue), 4550 nucleotides long. RefSeq names its product tRNA methyltransferase 2 homolog A (gene trmt2a). Gene Ontology annotation, molecular function: RNA methyltransferase activity; RNA binding. Bases 287 to 2206 code for a protein of 639 amino acids. The record is from RefSeq and is a predicted model, not a curated record. Lineage: Eukaryota; Metazoa; Chordata; Actinopteri; Osteoglossiformes; Osteoglossidae. The transcript has 13 exons. Gene Ontology annotation, biological process: RNA processing.
AGGCAACGCGGCUCGUUGUUCUUAGUUUCACGAUACGCUUUUGCUUCGAAAAUCUGAUAGGAUUUUCUUGGUUUAAAAGUCUAUAAGACUAUUCCCUAAUAUGUAUAUGGAAUUUAGGUGUAGCGAGAAUAUCGCUUUCCCAAAAUCCUCUGCGUCGGCACGUUUGCGUCGCUAACAUGGCGUCUCGCACGCGCACGCUGCCCAAGUAGAAGCACGGCAGAGGCUCGUGCGGAGGGGUUGUGCUAUAGCGCGAAGAGGAGUCCGGCUCGCGGCGAGUCACGUGACGAUGGAGAACAUGGCAGAAGUAGGAGAUGGCACCACGAAACGGGCCUCCUCAGGUGAAAAUGUUCGAGAGUCGCGUCCUGGACACGCGACAGUGGAUGAGGCCGAGGGGGGGGCUGGUUCUGAACCCCUGUCAGAUGGACAGGGACAGGAAGAGGGCAGUUCGCACCCCGAUGUGUACCGCUAUAUCAAAGGGGACCUGUUUACCUCCGAGAUCUUCAAAGUGGAGAUCCAAAACCUACCCAAGUUCAUAGGCUUCAAUGACCUGAAGAAGUUCCUCAACAAACAUGGGCUGAACCCACACAAGAUCAAGCUGUUUGGGAGGCAAACAUUUGCCUUUGUCACCUUUAAAAGCCAGGAGGAAAGGGACAAGGCCAUGAAGGCCGUGCAUGGCAUGAUGUGGAAGGGCCGCGUGCUCAGCGUGCGCCUGGCCAAGCCCAAAGCUGACCCCAUCCUCAAGAAGAGGAAGCAGCAGGAGGAGGAUGAGGAGGAGGAGGAGCAGCAGGCCACCGGUGGCGGGCAGCCCGAGUCCAAGCGCCCUGCUGGCGCCUCCCGGGGACCUGAGGAAGAGGAGGUAGCGCUGAGCAGGCAGAUCGCCGAUGUGGUGACGCCGUUGUGGAGCGUGCCGUACGAGGAGCAGCUGAAGACGAAGGAGCGGGGGGUGCAGGCGGUCCUGCAGACGUUGGCUAGAGAAAUAGGCAACAACAACAAAGCUAUGUUACCAUGGUUGUUUGUCCAGAAAGAGAAGUAUAAUAAAAUGUGCUGUCCACUGGAGGGGAUCUCUCCAUCUCCCAUACAGACUGAAUACAGGAACAAAUGUGAGUUUCUCAUUGGGAUGGGAGCUAAUGGGGAGGACAAGACUGUAGGAUUCCGCCUGGGGAAGUACAAGGGUGGAUCCUGCGCUGUAGUGGGGCCCUCUGACACUAUCCAUGUGCCUGUAGAGACCAAGAGGGUGGUUCAACGCUUCCAGGAUUACAUCCGAACAACGCAGUACUCCGUUUAUAGUCCUGAGACAUACGAAGGUCACUGGAAGCAGUUGACUGUGCGGACCAGUCGGACCAGUCAGAUCAUGGCUAUGGUAUUCUUUCACCCACAGAAACUUCCAGAGGAUGAGCUAACAGCCCUGAAGAGCUCCCUGAGGCAGUACUUUAUGGAGGGAGCUGGGAAAGAGAGUGGAGUGACAUCCCUGUACUUUGUGAGAGAGGGCCAAAGGACAUCUCCAAAUGUUGAAGACCUUCCGUGUGAGCACGUAGCCGGAGAGAAAUGGAUUCAUGAGGAACUGCUUGGCCUGAAAUUCCGCAUCUCUCCACACUCCUUCUUCCAGAUCAACACGCUGGCUGCGGAGGUGCUCUACUCCUCCGUAGGAGAGUGGGCCCAGCUGGACAAGGACAGCACCGUGCUGGACGUGUGCUGUGGGACGGGAACUAUCGGCCUCUCCUUAGCUAAGAGGGUGAAGAAGGUGAUUGGCAUUGAGCUGUGCCAGGAAGCAGUGGAGGAUGCCAGAGUCAAUGCUCAAAUCAAUGGCCUCAGCAAUGUGGAGUUUCACUGUGGAAAAGCAGAAGAUAUAUUUCCCUCGGUGCUCAAUGCCAUUGUUUCCCCUAACCUGACAGCGAUUGUGGAUCCUCCCCGUGCAGGUCUACACUCUAAAGUGAUCCUCGCGAUCAGGAGAGCAGAGCACCUCAAGAGGCUCCUCUACGUGGCUUGCAACGCUAAGGCUGCCAUGAACAACUUUGUGGACCUUUGCAGGGCGCCUUCUAACCGCGUGCGUGGGGCACCCUUCCGGCCCGUGCGUGCCCUGGCCGUGGACCUCUUCCCCCAGACCCCGCACUGUGAGAUGCUCCUGCUGCUAGAGCGGGUGGACUACAGCUCCCAGGGCAAUGGUGGCAAGGAAGAGAAAGAGGAGCAGCAGCCAGGGCUGCGCUGAUGGGCUCCCGUUACAUUUGGCCGUGCAUAAAUCUCAGGAUGAAGGGUCAUACAUUCAUAUAAUGAAGGUUAUUAGACUUUGACAGCAGUUUGUGGAAUGGCUAUUUUCAUUUACAUUGUUUUUUUCUGGAAAUAAAGCAGUUUUUUUUUUUUUUUAAUUUGCAUUCACGGAACACACCAUUACCUUUGUUCAAGUGGCAAAGCAGUAAGGAAAGUCUCCGUAGGGCUUUAAAGCAGAGUAAAAGUGCAAAAUGCUUUCGUUUCAUCCGGGCAGUGAACUAUUUCAUUCAAGUGUUCUGAUGCAUUUCAAUCCUAUGAGCCGCUAGCUGGAGUAGAGAGUGCUGAAACGCUGUUGCCUGCGGGUUACCAGCUUGAGCGUCUGGCCCUUCGACCAGAGGUAAAGUUGAAAUAAACAGCUGCGCCCAUCAUCCCCGACAGCUACUGUGCAUGCAGCUCUGGGUGAAGGUGCCACAGCCGUACAACCACCCCCAGUCCUGGUAUUUUUCUCCAGAUAAAAGUUUUAUUUGCAUAAACAAAUUUCACUGAAAAAGUCAGCGUACUUAAGUCACGAUACAAGACUUAAUUUCCUAGGCAGCAUUACCUCUAGCAAGUCACUCCACACCUACAAGUCCAAUGUUAGAGUAUAAAAACAACCCAUCCACACACCAACGUGUUUCGCAGGACAAAAUACAAGAUUUCUCUGGACAAUAAUGCCAAAAGCACAUUCUUAAAGCAUCCUAAUCUGUAUUACAGCAGCUUUGUGCUCAUUUGCACUAGUGAAAUGUUAGAACAAGUAAUAAAUGCUGUUUACAUUAAGGAAAAGCACGCACACACACACCAAAGUACUUCACACGAUGACAGUGCACAGCAGUUUGUUCCAGCAGUUAUUGCAUGUUUCCUUUCCUGUAAAUAUGUAAUGCAGCAACCUACAGUAUUCUAUAAAAAUGCAUAAGACCGUAUUUAAGCUUUGGUUCACAACAGCUUCCUUUACUACUGCACUUAACAUGAACGUUUUGUUCGAGGUAAAGAGUACCACCUUCAUUUGCGUAGAUUGCCUCUUUAAAAGUUGAUGUUCAAAUAUUCUCUUUCACUGUUUUAAUUCUGCACACAACUGUUAACAUAGAUGGCAUACAAAAACACAAAUGUAUACUGACAAAAACACUUAAGACAAAAUCAGCACAUGCUAAAGGCAGUUUUGCCAGAAUAUUAAAAUUACUGACAAUUUUUUUCUUCCUUUACUCCAGAGCAAGUGUAUCCUGCACAGGUGCUAUUUCAGCAGGCUCAAGUAAAAAGGGCUGUCCCACAACAUGGGGGACCUCGAUCUCACACACUUACACAAUACCAGCCCUCGGCGCGAUAAGGUAACUAAGGCAAUACAUGAUCACUUAUUGUUCUGUCCUGGGAAAAUGCAUCUUGAAAAGUUAAUUCCCAAAGAUGCAAUUAAACCACAGCUGCUAUACCUGUCGCAACCUGCCUUUAUCGUAGAUGUUUCUAUUAUGACUCACUGUUUAAAUGGGACCCAAAAAAUAAAAACCCAAAGCCAAGUGGUGCAUGGGCUGAAUCAACUCUCCCCCCACCUACAGUACCACGUCCAGCUCUUGCGCUUGUGGUCAAAGCAAGCCGUAAACGUUUGUAACGUAAAGAAAACACAGACUUAAGCUGCAGUCCCCUUUUUCCACAUCCCCAUAUAUUUCUGUAAACACUAGCAGCUAGAACACUAGAAACUAUAGAAGCAAAUUAGUAUUUUUGCAUUUAGAUUCACACUUUAGUUGUGCUGGAAACUUCUGUAUUUAAAAACGUUUGUUUUCUACUGGUAACGGCAGAGCUUUACUGAAAACUACAGCGGACCACUGAAGACAAACAGCAGUUUUCAUUUCAAACAUCCACAAUAGAAAGUAUAUACACAAUAUCAGUCAGUCAUCAAAAAUAUCCUGUGUACCAGUGGCUGCUGCGUGCACUCAAAGCUCGUUUCCAGAAACAUCCAUUUCAAGCGAAUGACUCUUCAAAUAAACAGUUGUAUGUGACCACUGCGUUGGUUGCUUUGUUUUUACUCUCUGUGAAACCAUGGAGGGGUGAGGGGGACCAGUCGCUGAAGUGGAGCACAAAGUAACCCUUAAGCACGUUCAUUUUAACACUCUGUGUGGUCAACGAACUCAAAAUGUAGAAAAUCUUGUCAAAUAUUCUAAAAUAUAAUAGCAAACUUUGUCAGACAUGGUGAGCAUCUCACAUAUUUAUGUUUAGAGGCCCAUGUGUAUGAGGAGUGAGAUCUGCCCUUCAAUAUUGCAUUUGUCAUGUCCUUAGCAUCUCCCUUGUUUGCAAAAAGAAAGGGAAAAAAAAAAAAAAAA